Messenger RNA from Leopardus geoffroyi (Geoffroy's cat), 1742 nucleotides. It is a transcript of the gene NUP42, whose product is annotated as nucleoporin 42. Gene Ontology annotation, cellular component: nuclear envelope. NCBI's taxonomy places the organism in Eukaryota, Metazoa, Chordata, Mammalia, Carnivora, Felidae. The coding region runs from base 88 to 1341 and encodes 417 amino acids. The transcript has 7 exons. The record is from RefSeq and is a predicted model, not a curated record. Gene Ontology annotation, molecular function: metal ion binding; nuclear export signal receptor activity.
GUAGCGGGGUGGGACCUGUGGUUGCAUUGGGCUCUCUUUCCGCUGAGGGUGCCGCCUGAAGACCGUUCCGUGGGCGACGCCGUCGCUAUGACCAUUUGUCAAUUCUUCCUUCAAGGCCGGUGCCGCUUUGGAGACCGGUGCUGGAACGAACACCCCGGCGCCGGGGGUGCGGGCGGGGGACGGCAGCAACAGCCCUCAGGUAGUAACAGACGUGGAUGGAAUCCCUCCAGCCAGAGAUACUCCAGUGUUAUCCAGCCAUCCAGCUUCUCCAAAUCCACACCAUGGGGGGGCAGCAGAGAUCAAGAAAAGCCAUCUUUCAGUUCUUCGGAUUCUGGAGCUUCAACUAGCAGGAACAGGGGGUUUGGACUAUCCCAGAAUCCAUUUGCUUCACCCAGCUCUGAUGAGCAGAAAGAUGAAAAGAAACUUCUAGAAGGAAUUAUAAAAGAUAUGGAAGUUUGGGAAUCAUCAGGGCAGUGGAUGUUUUCUGUUUAUUCGCCAGUGAAAAAGAAGCCUAAUAUUUCAGGUUUUACAGACAUUUCACCAGAGGAAUUGAGGCUUGAAUACCAUAACUACUUAACCAGCAAUAACUUACAGAGUUAUCUAAAUUCCCUCCAACAGUUAAUAAAUCAGUGGAGAAACAGAGUAAAUGAACUGAAAAAUCUAAAUACAUCGGCUAACAUAGCUUCGCUCUCAGAUGUAAAGGGUGGAGUAAAUCAAGCCGCAGCUACAUUUGGAUUUGGCAGUAUGCUAGGAAUAACAUUUGGGCCACCAGGUUUUCCAGUGCAUAACAGCAGCAGUGCUAAUGUUCAGAAUUUUAGUUUUAAACCAAGCUCUGGAUUUGCCUCUGCCGCUUCUGGAAGUCCUUCUGUGUUUGGGAAUACUCCAGCGUUUGGAGCCGCACCCCCUGCCAGUUCUGCCAUCACUACUUCCACUCCAGCAUUUGGAUUUGGGAAACCUGCAAUCACAUCUGCUGCUUCAUUUUCUUUUAAAAGUCCUGCAGCUUCCGGUUUUGGAUCACCUGGAUUUUCAGGAUUUCCAGCUCCGAUGGCAGCAGGCUCUGUUGGAGCCCCAGCCUUUGGAAGUGGCAAUUCUGUGGCUGGUUUUGGUAAUCUAGGCUCACAUUCUCACAGUGCUUUUUCCAAGUCAUCCAGUGACACCUUUGGAAAUAGCAGCAUAUCCACCUCUUUACCAGUCUCAAAUGGCAGCAUCACAACAGAUAAUGUGUUAUUCACACCCAAGGAUCAACUAACAGCAGAAGAACUGGAGCAGUUUCAAUCCAAGAAAUUUACUCUGGGAAAAAUUCCAUUAAAGCCACCACCUGUGGAACUUUUAAAUAUCUGAAACGACAAUUUUAAAUACAGAAAAGAACAGCUCUUAGAGUUGUUUUGAGUGGUUCAUAUAUAAUUUCUCUGAGUGGUUCAAAUAUAUAUGUAUAUUACAUAUAUAUGUUUAAGGAAUAUAAGCUUUCAAUAGUAACUUCAGGGGUUUUGAAAUUCAAUAUUUUUUUCAUAAAAAAUACUCAAGAGGUUUUUUUUUUUUACUUUAAUUGUGAAUGGAACUGGAAAAACUGUCAGUGUGCACUGAAUAAAGUGCUUUUCUCGUUCUACAUCACUUUACUGUCAUACCCUUUAAAGGUUUACCUGUAAACAUUUUUUUUUAGGAAGGAGAUCUUUCCUAAAGCCAUUAGGGGAAAAAAUGCUUAAAUAUGUAGCUUAUUUACCAAAUAAACAUCAGUAACAUCA